AUGGAUGAUGGAUCGACGAAUCUCUUUCAGCAGCAUCUCGACGAAGUUUUGCUACAUUCCGACAAAAUGGACUAUCCAUCGAAGAUUCGAGUGAUCGCAAUCUUGGAGCAAAUGAUGAUGGAUGUAGGUGAUGAGAAAGGGAUGAUGUCGGAUGUUUAUCGGGAUUUGUUGAUCGAAUGUCCCCAAUUACAAGAUGUGGCCAAGAAGAAGGCCCUUCUCGACUCUCCAUGUGCUCUCAAAUGGUUCAAGAAGUACAUCGAAGAUAUCACGGAGAUGGCCAUGGAUGUCCCUGCCACCCGAGAAGUUGAAACGGAGAAAGCAAAUCCUUUGAGAGAAACACUCACUGAUGAGCUCGACUCGAUGAUCCAAAUAAGCGAUUUCAACAACUACAUCUUUCUAUUCCUUUUACUCGCAAUAUUGGCCUUCUUUCUAUUAAGAUUUUGGGCGAGAAGAGCACCGAAAACCAAAUACAUCACCCCAUCGAGUCGAUCGGCUGCAAUUGGAAAAAAGGCUAAAGAGACAAAGCCAGUAUCACCUCCACGGAAAUCUCCAACUCCACCGCCAACAAGCACCGGUGCCCAGGACAAAUCCAUGGUCUGGAUAGACAAGACACGCUGUCAAAGGAAUCAAAACAAUCUCACCAACAACCAACCGAACUCUUCAUUGCCAUCGUAUCAUGCCUCAGCAACAGCAAUGGAUCCAUGCGGGACGACUUCUCGACGUCCCGGACCUCCCCGACCAGGGCGCUCUCAACCUGCUAUCAAGGAUGUGGUGCCGACUCGGCAAUAUUUCAAGAAUUUCAAGGACAGAGCCGGAAAGUUUUGGUUAGUCGUGGCUCGGCUUAAUCUCUACUACUGCAAGCAAACAUUGACAAAGACACAGCAACGUCAUGAGGUUAGCCGGCGAGGUGCUACAACAUCGGCACUAGCGGUUGAUCGGAAUCGGACGCCGAAUUGUCGUGUCUUGCCGAUGGUGGUCAUCUUGUCUCAAUCCAUGAUGCAUAUGGCUAAAGAGACAAAGCCAGUAUCACCUCCACGGAAAUCUCCAACUCCACCGCCAACAAGCACCGGUGCCCAGGACAAAUCCAUGGUCUGGAUAGACAAGACACGCUGUCAAAGGAAUCAAAACAAUCUCACCAACAACCAACCGAACUCUUCAUUGCCAUCGUAUCAUGCCUCAGCAACAGCAAUGGAUCCAUGGUUAGCUUCUAGAAAGCCAAAAAGCCACCCACGACAUGUCGACAAGCCGUGUCCCUUGCCGGAAACUGACAACUCUUCGGAUGUGGUGCCGACUCGGCAAUACUUCAAGGACUUCAAGGACAGAGCCGGAAAGUUUUGGAAAGCCGAGGCUCGAGAACGAAAAGCGAAAAAUUACUCGAUACGCCAUCUGUUCUACAGAGCAAAUAUGGCAAAAGCGACAAUUAUUUUAGCUUUAGAAAUAAUAAUCACAAGUAAAUCCGAUGAAUGGUCGCAAUUCAUUCGAAUCGCCACGAUUGUGGCCACAGCUGUUUGCUCACAGGUUUACCUCUCAAAAGGAACCACUUCAAUGGAAUAUUCAGUCAUUCGAAAUAUCGACAUUUCUUUUAAUUCAACGUGGAGCCGUUUUGGAUUCAUUUUAGCUCCAUUGAUGUUUCGAAUGCAUCAAUCUAAAGCUCUUCCAUUCAUUUCUAUGGCCAUUAUAUCGCUUAUCGAUGCUGCUGGAUUUCAGUUGAAUUUACCGGAAGCAAAAAAGGAAGAAGGAAAACCGAUGCAGGAUACUCUACCGGAAAAAGCGAAUAAAAGAAAUGAGAUACCGGUUUCACAAUCUUUCGUAAUCCAUUCCUUUUGGUUACUCGAUGAGCCAUGCUUUGCCGCUGUGAUACAUGAGCCGACUGUUCCAUUUCCCGAUCCUGAAUCAAGAGUUCUUCUGACAGAGGCUACAAAAGACGGUUUCCGAUAUCUGCGCAACGUGGCCCCGUGCAGUCCGCAAUGUCGGACAAAGAAUCCGAUCGCGAACUUGGAAACGUGUUGUCGGCAACACAACGCCGGCAGUUUUGGAUUUUGCACAGCGAAUGCGCAAGCGAUUUGUGCGAUAAUGGAUGUAACAUGGUCGGCCAAUGGGGCAGUUUUUGGCUGUGUGCUUCAAGGCGAUUGUGAUGGA
Mesorhabditis belari is the source of this 2139-nucleotide messenger RNA. NCBI's taxonomy places the organism in Eukaryota, Metazoa, Nematoda, Chromadorea, Rhabditida, Rhabditidae. The record is from the annotation of a GenBank genome assembly.